Molecule: messenger RNA, 1169 nt
Organism: Prorocentrum cordatum
Lineage: Eukaryota; Dinophyceae; Prorocentrales; Prorocentraceae
Source: the annotation of a GenBank genome assembly
GCCAAGCCCAAACAUAUGACUGCCAGCACGUUCUGUUGUUCAGGAGGCUGUAUGUGUAGCCCUCUUUUUGUUCGGUAUCUUGCUCGUCGGGUAUUGUGUCACACUUGGUAGCGGAGCCUGUGGUACGUCCAGGGGCCUCCAGUUUCGACAUGCCGGGCGAAACUGAAGACGAGAAGACGUCGGCAGUAAACCAUGCAUAUUCGUGGGACGGGGUGGCAGAUGUGGCCCCAGGGAAGGUUCAGAAGUCAGGAUUCACAGAAGUCCAGAAGAAGGCAUUGAUGCAACUCGUGGCCGACGCGGUCAAGGGCGCGAUGGCGACAGCGGAGACCUCGCGGGGAGCAGUUAAGGGUGCCGGCUGUCCUUGGGAGGUAUCCGAUCCGUGGUGGAAAUUUCGUUCGGGUUCGAGUGCAGCAUGGGAUGGCACAGGCUCGUGGGGGAGCCCGGCCGGCUGAACUCUGACCGAUUCGAAGCAGGACGCUGACCGGUCGAUUUACCAUCUCUCGACGGAUAGCAAUACGGAGUGGGGAUCACAGGACUGGGCCAGCCAUCGCUGGCAGCAGUCAUCGUGGUCCGACAAAACGUGGCACAAACCCGACCUUCCUGUCACGCCGAAGUGGAUGGGUCGGCCAAACUACAAGUUGUGGCGAAUGCGAGUUCACCAGUGGCUGGAAGGCACCGGUAUCCGCCCCUCCAAGCUGUUGGUUACGCUGGAGGUAGACAUGCAACUGAGGUUCGAAGGACUCCCCGACCCGGGAUUCACCAGCGCAUUGUGGGCAAGAAUUAUUUUGUCUAGUCUCGACGCUUUGAGCGUGGAGCGACACGACCAUGGUCGUCGCAACGCUGGUCGGGAACGCCUUUUCAAUUACAAACGGAAGACGCACGAGCAACGAAACUUGUAUGCGGUGUGAAUUCAGCAGCAGUUCGACCAGCUAGGCGUCCAGGGCCUGCAGCUGGGUGGGGAAUGGAAGAAACUCUUCCUUGAGGAAGGAGUGGUGCUCGAUGAUGCGGGCCACCUGGAGUUACCCGUCAUGACUGGUAACGCUAGCAGUUUCACGGCGUGCCUGUUCGGCGAUCAAGGAGACGGACAUGGCAGGGGAAACAAUUCUCUUGGGCUCGGCCAAAAAGUCGUACCUGGAGGCGCCGCCCGAGGGCAGCGCGUACCCGGCCUU